CAGGCUUACGUCCUACAGGUACCUAGGUGAGUAUGCACUAAACGAUACAUACAGCAUCAAGUACUCCACUAAAAAGUCUCGAUCGAUUCUGCCAUCUUCUCACUUUUGCAGUACUUCUCAACUACAUUGGCAAGUUAUCAUGGCUGACGGCGGCUUGCUCUUAAAUUUCGAUCUCGGCGAUGCGCCGGUCAAGAGACAAGUCAAGUUUACAGGUGGUAGAUGGAGGGACCGUGUUCACGCCCAGCGCAGUGCCAGGAAGAAUCAAGACGGAUCUCAAAAUGGGCCAACAAGCUCAGCCAAUUCCACCCCGCUGUCCAACCACCGACGAGAUUUUCGUCAUGCCCACGACCAGAACGACCAGAACGAAAGACCAGCGAAGCGUCAGAAGAUAUUCGACCACGCAAACGGUUCAUUAGAUAAUAUUUCCAGUCCGGGCCCUAGGACUGGCGGCGCAUCUACUAGACCCGGCGGCAUCACAUCCAGAUUAUUUACAUCUAACCCUACACCGAGAACCGUAUUUGAGGAACCUGUCGAAGAUGUUGAGCCUGCAAAGCCAUCCAAUGCUCCGUUAUCUGAAGAAGCCGAAAACUUCCACGCUCUUGGGUUGUCACCGCGCAUUGCCCAACACCUAUCGUCCAAGUUAGAGAUGAAGGCUCCGACUUCUAUACAGAAGAAUAGUAUCCCGCCGCUGGUAAAGGAUGAUAACGAUGCUUUCUUACAGGCAGAAACCGGUUCCGGAAAGACCUUAGCUUAUCUGCUGCCUAUUGUACAGCGGAUUAUGAACCUGAGCCACCAUGAGGACGGCUCUGCCACAGGAACCCGCAUACAUCGCGAUUCGGGCUUAUUUGCCAUUGUAUUAGCGCCGACAAGAGAGCUUUGCAAGCAAAUUGCGACCGUUUUAGAGAAAGUUCUACGUUGCGCUCCCUGGAUAGUCAGCACGACCGUGAUAGGAGGAGAGAGCAAGAAAUCCGAAAAGGCCCGCUUGAGGAAGGGCGUCAACAUAUUGAUUGCUACUCCUGGUCGUCUCGCUGAUCAUCUGGACAAUACCAAGGUUCUUGACGUUGGUACUGUAAGGUGGCUUAUCCUCGAUGAAGGCGACAGGCUGAUGGAGAUGGGGUUCGAAGAGGAGCUAAAGAGUAUCGUGGGGAAGAUUCGAAAGGAAGAGUUAAAAAAGUCUAACAAAGAGGGUGUAACUCUCGCCGCCCUACCGCAACGUCGCGUCACCGUUCUCUGUUCGGCAACGAUGAAGAUGAAUGUGCAACGGCUGGGAGAGAUCAGUUUACAAGACGCCAUCCAUGUUACGGCUUCUAGAUCCGAGGGUGAGGGUGAUACAGCGGUCGAUGCCAAUGAUACUGCUUUUAGCGCGCCGUCUCAACUCAAACAGUCUUAUGCCGUCGUUCCAUCUAAACUGCGAUUGGUUACGUUGAUAGCAUUGCUCAAGUCAUCAUUCGCCCGCAAAGGGUCCGUUAUGAAAGCUAUUAUUUUCAUAUCCUGCGCUGACUCGGUCGACUUCCAUUUCGAUUUACUCCGCUCUUCGUCAUCCCAUCCUCCAUCCGAAGAAUCAUCUCUAACAAAAGAUACCGUUGCCGACGCUGCGUAUAUAACAUCGCCAGCAAACCCUGACAUAACCCUUUUAAAGCUUCACGGCUCCCUCCAGCAACCCGUUCGUACAGCCACACUUACCUCAUUCCGCACCUCAAAGAAUCCUUGUGUCCUCAUUACUACCGAUAUCGCAUCGCGUGGUCUCGACGUGCCCGCCGUUGAUCUCGUCAUUGAGUACGAUCCAGCCUUCAGCGUCGAAGACCACGUCCAUCGCAUUGGUCGAACCGCGCGAGCAGGCCGUCCCGGAAAAGCGACUCUCUUCUUGCAACCGGGCUGCGAGGAAGGCUACGUCGAACUUCUCAAAUCCUCCUCGGCGCUCAUCCCCCAAUCUUACGAAUCAACACUCCAGAAGGGCUUCGUAACACCCAUAUCCCUACCCAAAUCAGACCAGGCCUCCGAGCCCCAGACUCUUGUCUCAGAUCGCCAGACUCCCAACUCCCGCGCGGAAGCCCUACAGUUACACCUCGAACAGCGGCUCUUGGCGUCCGCGAAGGACGGCGGCAACUCGAAGCUCCUGGACGCGGCGCGCCAGGCCUUCCGCUCGCACAUCCGCGCGUACGCGACGCACGUGCGCGACGAGCGCGUGUACUUCGAUAUCACGCAGUUGCACCUCGGGCACACGGCCAAGAGCUUCGGCCUACGCGAGGCGCCGGGCGGGAUCGGAGGCGGGCCGUCGAGGCGCACGAUUAAGCCGGGACAGCAGCAGAAGAAGACGGGUGGUAGUAGCGGGGGCAAGAAGGACGAUGGUGGCGAUAGGGAAGACGGCGCUGGUGCGGCGGAUGAGGAUGCGGCGAGGAGGAUGAGGAUGAAGAUGAAGCAGGUUAUGAGUGCGGCCGGGGAGUUUAAUAUUGGGUGAGGUAGUGGUGGCUUUUUGGAAAAGUACAGGAGGUUUAGUGCAUGAGUAAAAGUAAAGUUGGUCGCGAAGGUAUAGAUAAAACAGUUACGAGCGCACGAUU
Messenger RNA from Daldinia caldariorum, 2558 nucleotides. RefSeq names its product ATP-dependent RNA helicase dbp-7. Gene Ontology annotation, cellular component: nucleus. The coding region runs from base 140 to 2458 and encodes 772 amino acids. Gene Ontology annotation, biological process: ribosome biogenesis. Lineage: Eukaryota; Fungi; Ascomycota; Sordariomycetes; Xylariales; Hypoxylaceae. The record is from RefSeq and is a predicted model, not a curated record. Gene Ontology annotation, molecular function: RNA helicase activity; ATP binding; nucleic acid binding. The transcript has a single exon.